UCAGGGAGUAGAAAAUAUUGAACUUUCCAAUUGGUUAAGUCUCGUUGAAAAGCGAGUCCAGUAUUCUAUUCUUUUUGCUUUCAUCCUUUUGAUUCCCCUACUUGACAGUUGACACGAUUCAAUUCCUCCUGCCAUUGCGAACAGAAAAAGUUCCCGCUAGGGAAUGCAGAGAAAUGAAAAGAGCUUCGCUUUAUAACUUCCAAUUAGGAGGCGGGAGGGCCCAAAAACCACCCGCUGGCGGCCGAAAUUGCCACCGGAAACACGUUAACCUCCACCCUUAGAUAAAAAAUCCUCCAACAUUUUAUCGACGCAACCCAACAUAACCCAUAAAAUUAAAUAUAGUUUUAACACUUCGAAACCUUACAAAAUCUUCAAAUUUCCUAGAAUAUGUCGAUGGGAUCCGAAGAAAAAUGCAGCGCGCUAAAUGGAAAAUAUGAGCUCGGUCGACUUUUAGGCCAUGGGACGUUUGCAAAAGUGUACCAUGCGCGCAACUUGCAGACCGGCAGGAGCGUGGCCAUGAAAGUGGUUGGCAAAGAAAAAGUGUUGCGAGUAGGCAUGAUGGAGCAAGUGAAGCGCGAAAUCUCCGUCAUGAAAAUGAUGAAGCACCCCAACAUCGUAGAGCUUCACGAAGUCAUGGCUAGCAAGACCAAGAUAUAUUUCUCCAUGGAGUUGGUCCGUGGUGGCGAAUUGUUCGCGAAAAUCGCCAAGGGCAAGCUACGCGAAGAUGCCGCUAGGAGCUACUUCCAGCAGUUGAUAUCGGCUAUCGAUUUCUGCCAUAGCCGGGGAGUUUGUCACCGGGAUUUGAAGCCUGAAAAUCUGUUGCUAGAUGAAGAAGGGAAUCUAAAAGUAACGGAUUUUGGGCUAAGCACAUUUUCGGACCAUCUUAGGCAAGAUGGUUUGCUGCACACAACUUGCGGCACACCGGCCUAUGUCGCUCCUGAGGUGAUUGGGAAAAAGGGAUAUGAUGGUGCCAAGGCAGAUAUUUGGUCUUGUGGGGUGAUUCUUUUUGUGUUAUUGGCAGGUUAUUUGCCAUUUCAAGAUGAUAACAUAGUUUCUAUGUACAGGAAAAUUUACAAGGGGGAUUUCAAGUGUCCUCCUUGGUUUUCACCCGAGGCCAGAAAAUUGAUCGCCAAAAUGUUGGAUCCAAGACCAAGUACGAGGAUAAGUAUAGCAAAGAUUAUGGAGUCAUCUUGGUUCAGAAAGUCAAUACCAAAGAGUUUAAGGACUAACGAAGAGCAAGCUGAAGAUGAGGAUAAUGUUGAGAAGGGAAAAGAAACAGAAACUAUGAAUGCUUUCCAUAUAAUUUCCUUGUCUGAAGGCUUCAAUUUGUCUGGUCUUUUCGAGGAGAAGAAGAAGGUGGAGAAAGAGGAAUUGCGAUUCGCGACAACAAAGCCGGCAGGUAGUGUGAUUUCAAAGCUCGAGGAAGUUGCGAAAAUGGGGAAUUUUAGCAUAAAGAAGAGUGAUUCCAGCGUUAGAUUGCAAGGCCAAGAAAGGGGGAGAAAAGGGAAGCUUGGAAUCGCCGCGGAUAUUUUCUCCGUGACCCCUUCAUUUUUGGUUGUGGAGGUGAAGAAGUCGAGUGGCGAUACAUUGGAAUACAAUCAAUUUUGCUGCAACGAGCUUAAACCCGCGCUUAAAGAUAUUGUUUGGACAUCACCCACGGGGAGUUCAGUGCCCACAUUAAGUUCGGGAUGUUAGAUUCAUGUUUCGAUUGAUCAAUAAUUGUUCUUAUUUUUAGACUUAAUCUGAAGUCUGUGGAAUUACCAUAAUUUAGUUCAACUUGGGUUGAUCCUCUUCUUUAAGAUUGAGAAAUAUGUAUGUAUUUUGUGCAAUGUCUGUUGAAUCAAGUUUGUAAAUUGGUGUAUUGUACAUAAUUUAAUUUUCUUGUUAUACCUAUAAUU
Messenger RNA from Olea europaea var. sylvestris, 1898 nucleotides. RefSeq names its product CBL-interacting serine/threonine-protein kinase 6-like. The coding region runs from base 388 to 1695 and encodes 435 amino acids. Lineage: Eukaryota; Viridiplantae; Streptophyta; Magnoliopsida; Lamiales; Oleaceae. The record is from RefSeq and is a predicted model, not a curated record. The transcript has a single exon. Gene Ontology annotation, biological process: protein phosphorylation; signal transduction. Gene Ontology annotation, molecular function: ATP binding; protein kinase activity.